This is a messenger RNA of Paramacrobiotus metropolitanus, 2398 nucleotides long. Its product is annotated as single-stranded DNA-binding protein 3-like. NCBI's taxonomy places the organism in Eukaryota, Metazoa, Tardigrada, Eutardigrada, Parachela, Macrobiotidae. The record is from RefSeq and is a predicted model, not a curated record. Gene Ontology annotation, biological process: positive regulation of transcription by RNA polymerase II. The transcript is spliced from 14 exons. Gene Ontology annotation, molecular function: single-stranded DNA binding; protein binding. Bases 499 to 1830 code for a protein of 443 amino acids. Gene Ontology annotation, cellular component: nucleus.
CGCGCACUGGUGUUGCGCGUGUGUGUGUCUGUGUACUGUUUACACUUCACAGUUUACACUCUAACGAUUUUUCAUUUUAGAAUUUAACUUGCUUUGUUUUUGUAGCAAACGUUUUGUUGCUAAUGUUGCACUUCUAUUAUUAACCAUAUUUGCGUUGAUUUAGAAUGCGUUCGGUGUAUUUCCUAAUUAUUCGGAUUCUGCUGCAUGAGAAGUCAUCAGGCCGUUAUGCAUUGAACCUUACGGGUUUAUGAUUAAUCUUCUGAGCGUCGCUGGAAUCUUCUUCAUGGGUUCUUCUCUGGCCGUAUUCUCACUGAUCUCCGCGUUUCAUCAUCCAUCAUAGCCGUUCUUCCCGCAAUGCUACGAUUUGUUGAAUUUGGAUAAAGUUUCCGUUGAAUGGUAGAGAUGAUUCGUUCUUUUACUGUUUGACGCGGCAUAGUGUUACGAAAUGGAUCUUUCUUUGCGUUUAUAACUUCCUAGCGUCGUAAAAAUCGGGAGAAAAUGUUCGCCCGGGGCAAGGCAGGAGGACAGGCUCCGUCCGAUCAGCAAGCACGCGAUAAACUAGUCAUUUAUGUUUAUGAAUAUCUCUACCAUCAGGGAGCCGGCAAUGCCGCCGAGACUUUCCUCAAAGAGAUAGGUUGGAAAGUGCCAGUAACGCCGAGUGAGCCUCCUGGAUUUUUGCAAUGCUGGUGGUGCGUCUUCUGGGAUUUGUAUUGUGCCGCUCCCGAGCGACGCGAUACCCAUAUGCAUUCCAAAGAGGCUUCGAGCUUUCAUGAUUACACCACUAUGACAUCGCAAGGGUAUCCUUUCUCGCCGAAUAUGAACGGCAUGGGUGUACCACCCGGUCAGCCUCCUCAUGGGCAUCCGCAUGCAAUGGGAGAAGGCGGGCCCGGGACAGUCCCAAGUCCAUCCAUGCACCAGUUGGCCGGUUCGGGACCCGAUGGCGCGGUGCCUCCGGGAUUCUUUCCGGGAUCUCAUCUUCGCCCUUCUCCAUCCCAGAUGAUGCCCCAUGGAGUCAUGCCCAUGAUGCAGAUGUCGGGGCCACCUCCACCGGGCGCUAUGCAGCAGCAACAAGGGCACAUGCCACGGGGUUAUGCGCCACCGUCUAACCGCAGCUCACCGGCAACGAGGAUGUCGCAUCCCGGUCAACAGCAGAUUGAAUUUGGGCCUCCUCCGGGCGGAAUGAUGAUGACGUCGGAAGGCCCGGUACCGCCGGGCAUGAUGGUCGGUCGCGGUGGACAGGGCGGAGGCGGUCCAGUGGGACGCGGAGGCAUGCCGGCCUCGCCCAUGCCGCCCGGAGCGUACGGCGGUCCCGGUGGACCCAUGCAGCGGAUGCUCAAUCCGGGAGCCGGGUCGCCUCAGGGCGGACCGAAUAUGAUGGGAUUACCGCCGAUUCAUCAAACACAGCGUCAGCCGCCGUGGCAGCAGCAUGUUGGUCCGAUGGGUCACUAUGGCACACCAUCACCACCCAAUGGCCCGUAUAUGGGCAUGAUGGGUCCUCCGUCUCAUAUGCAAAGUCCUUCUCAAGAAUCAGUAUUAUCGGGAGGAUCGGAGAAUAUCUAUGGUAUGAUGAAAGGACCGGUAACGGAUCGAUUCGGUAAUGCGAUCCCGGAUGGAUCGAUGGGGAAUAUGGUGCCGGUUGGCGUCGAUAUGGUCCAAUCCAUGAACGGUGAAGGCAUGGAGCUGAAGCAUUCUCCCAGCCUGAACGGUCAAUCCGAUCCGUCAUCCGGUCGUAAUCCCGGCGGUAUGGACAAUGUGGUGGAUGAGUACGGUAUGGGCCAGUUCUCGGCGGCCGCCGUGGCCUCCGCGGCAUCCGCGUCGUCGCAGGAAUGACGGCAGUAGCCCCGUACGAGGAGAGGGGCUCUCGUACGGAUGGCGCCUCGUUGGUUCCGUUAUCUACAGACACGAAUUUCCCCGCGUUCUCUGUUCUCAAAACAAUGAAGAAAUCAACAGUGUGUGUGGUGUUAAUUGUUAACGGUAGUCAUGUGUGGAGCGGCAGCUGACAACAAAACCUGGAUCUGCGUUCGUUUUUGUUACAAUAUAUGGAAUUUCUGACAGGGAUUUGUACCAAAGAUGGGGGCGUUUUUGUUCGGUGCAGCGGCGGUUUGGUUAAUUAUUGAAUGUGGCUGAGUUUUUUCUCUCUUUGUUUUAAAUUAUUUUUCCCAGCUUUUUUUCUGUCAAUUUAGUGGGCAGCUUUACAGUUUUAUCUUGUGGUUUUAUCAUGCCAAAUUUUGAGCUUUUAAUCGUUUGCGGUUUUUUUUUGCUGGUUAUGAUUUUAUGUUGUUUUAUCUGUUGUAGUGGGAACGAUGCUGUAGUGUUUGUGACAAAUUUAUUCGACUGCAUUGUUUGUGUACAAGGUGGCCGUAUUGGUCCUACUGGAUAAAUAAAGCGGAAAACUUCG